AUGAGUAAACGACCACCACCCCCUCCACCACCGGGUAGAACCACCAAUGGUGUGAAGAAGGAGGAUAGUAGGAAUGGUUUGGGAGCUAAUGGUUCUAGAAAAGCUCCUCCGCCACCUUUAGGGUCAAGUAGGAGUGUCCCUCCACCUCCAGGUAUAACAAGAAAGACUGGAGCUCCACCUCCACCACCAGGUAUGAAAAGAACUUCUGCACCACCUCCACCACCUGGAAUCAAUAGAAGACCUCAAGCACCUCCAGGUGCCACCAAUAGACCCAGUUCAGGCAUGAAACGUUCCAUAAAUAUAAGUGAUGAUGAAUUGUUAUCAAGAGCUAAAAGGUGGAAACAUCUUCAAAAAAAGAGAUUCGAACCAAAGAAAGAUAAACAAUCAGGUGUGAUACGUCCAAAUAAAAUUGAAAUGCCUCCUGAACAUUUAAGAAAGAUAAUGAUCGAUCAUGGUGACUUGUCUUCUAGAAAAGUUUCUGCAGAUAAAAGAUCACAUCUUGGAUCAUUAAAGUAUAUUCCUCAUGCCAUCAUCAAAUUACUAGAGAAUAUGCCUCAACCUUGGGAACAAUCCAAAGAAGUCAAAGUUUUGUACCAUAUAACUGGUGCCAUCACAUUUGUUAAUGAGGUACCUAAGGUAAUUGAACCUGUUUAUAGAGCUCAAUGGGGAGCGACAUGGCAAGCUAUGAGGAAAGAGAAAAGAGAUAGGAAAUUCUUUAAAAGAAUGAAAUUUCCACCAUUUGAUGAUGAAGAACCUCCUUUGGAUUGGUUGGAAAAUAUUGAUGACCAAGACAUUCCUGAUCCUAUAGACUUACUGUUGGGAGAUAAGAAAAUUGAAGAAUGGUUAUACGACGAGAAACCGUUCUUAGAGGAUAAUGACGUUAUAAGUGGUGAAUCAUAUCAGAAUUGGAAGUUAGAUUUGAGUAAAAUGUCCAAACUUUUCAAUCUAUCAAGACCUAUAUUACCCAAUAUCACUGAUCCUAAUUAUUAUUACCUUUUCGAUAAAGAAAGUUUCAUAACAGCAAAAAGUUUGAAUUUGUCAUUACCAGGAGGUCCUAAGUUUGAACCUCUUUCUGUAAACACAGGUGAUACAGAUGAAGACUAUACAGAAUUUGAUGCUAUUGAUAGGAUAAUUUUCAGAAAUCCUAUAAGAACAGAGUACAAAGUUGCAUUUCCCUAUGUUUUUAAUUCAUCAGUGAAAGAAGUUCAAAUAGAAACUUACCAUCAUCCUUUAAAUUGCUUUUCUAACGACAAAGAAGCUCAGGAGUCAGAUAUAGCCUUUUACUUUGGUAAGAGCUUGAAUGAUAUUCCACCUCCUAGAUUUGAAUCGAUGGAAGAGGAUGAAGUUGAAGAGUUGGACUUACCUCCGAGUUUCAAACCUUUUAUGUCAGAGAGUUACUUAGAUGACGAGGAGAGCGAUGAUGAUAGUGAUAGUGACGAGGAGAGUGACAGCGAAGAAAGUGAGAGCGAAGAAAGUGGUGAAUUAAAAGAUGAACUAAAAGAUGAACUCAAACCAUUACCUUUAGAACCAAAAGGUUCUGCUGGUGCAGUUCAAUUAUGGUGGGCACCUUAUCCGUUUGAUCGUACUAGUAAUCGAACCGUCAGAGCCCAAGAUGUACCUCUUCUCAAAGAUUGGUAUCUUCAAAGAGCAUCACCCGGUCAACCUUUGAAAGUGAAAAUUUCCCAUCAAAAGCUUCUUAAAGAUUACGUAUUGAACGAAUUACAUACUCCAAAACAAAAGAAAGUUAACAGAAGAAAAAUCAGUUUACUAAAAUCCUUAAAAUCAACCAAAUAUUUCCAAGAAACCACCAUAGACUGGGUAGAAGCAGGUUUACAACUCUGUCGACAAGGUCAUAAUAUGUUAAACUUAUUAAUUCAUAAAAGAGGAUUAACAUUCUUGCAUCUUGAUUAUAACUUCAAUUUGAAACCCACCAAGACAUUAACUACCAAAGAACGUAAAAGAUCAAGAUUUGGUAAUGCAUUCCAUUUGAUCAGAGAAAUCUUAAGAGCAGUUAAAAUGAUCGUGGAUGCCCAUGUUCAAUUCAGAUUGGGUAAUGUCGAUUCCUAUCAAUUAGCUGAUGGGAUUCAUUAUAUAAUGAAUCAUUUAGGUCAAUUGACAGGGAUUUAUCGUUACAAGUAUAAAGUCAUGCAUCAAAUCAGAGCAUGUAAAGAUUUGAAACAUGUCAUAUAUUCCCGUUUCAACAGAAAUAUCGGCAAAGGUCCCGGAUGUGGAUUCUGGCAACCAGCUUGGAGAGUUUGGCUCAAUUUUAUGAGAGGUAAUAUUCCCUUAUUGGAACGUUGGUUAGGUAAUUUAUUGGCUAGACAAUUUGAAGGAAGAAGAAGUAAUGAUAUCGCCAAAACUGUUACUAAACAAAGAGUAGAUGCAUACUAUGAUUUAGAAUUACGAGCUCAAGUCAUGCACGACAUUCUAGACAUGAUACCUGAGGGUAUCAAACAGAAUAAAUCCAGAGUUAUCUUACAACAUUUGAGUGAAGCCUGGAGAUGUUGGAAAGCCAAUAUUCCAUGGAAAGUUCCUGGAUUACCUGAACCUAUUUCCCAAAUGAUCGAACGAUACAUCAAAGCCAAAGCUGACCAUUGGAUUCAAGUCACUUAUUAUAACAGAGAUCGGAUCAGAAGAGGAGCCACUGUUGAGAAGACCGUAGCCAAAAAGAAUCUCGGUAGGUUAACGAGAUUAUGGAUCAAGAAUGAACAAGAUAGACAGGUUGAUUUUGCUCAAAAUGGACCUUUCAUCAGUCCUGAUGAAGGUAUAACUAUUUUUCAAACUUUGGUGAAUUGGUUAGAAGAAAGAAAGUUUAGUCCUAUUCCUUUCCCUCCUUUAUCAUAUAAACAUGACACAAAAUUAUUGGUAUUGGCAUUGGAAGGGUUGAAGGAGAGUUAUAGUGCUGGUGCCAAAUUGAAUAGUAGUCAAAGGGAAGAAUUAGCUUUGAUUGAACAAGCCUAUGAUAAUCCACACGAAUGUCUUGGACGAGUUAAGAAGUAUUUAUUGACCCAAAGAAUCUUUAAAGAAGCCGGAAUCGAGAUGAUGGAUUAUUACACCCAUUUAGUCCCCACAUAUGCCAUUGAUCCUUUAGAAAAAAUCACCGAUGCUUACUUGGAUCAGUAUUUAUGGUAUGAAGCUGAUAAAAGACAAUUGUUUCCUAAUUGGGUCAAACCGAGUGAUGAUGAAAUUCCUCCAUUAUUGGUAUAUAAAUGGUGUCAAGGGAUCAAUAAUUUGACCAAUGUUUGGGAUACAUCCAAUGGAGAAAGUAAUGUUAUGAUGCAAACUUCAUUAAGCAAAUUCUCUGAAAAGAUUGAUUUUACUUUGUUAAAUCGACUUUUAAGACUUGUGAUCGAUCCAAACAUUGCUGAUUAUAUGACAUCCAAAAAUAAUAUCAAUUUGACAUACAAGGAUAUGAACCAUGUUAAUCAAUAUGGGUUAAUAAGAGGGCUUCAGUUUAGUUCUUUCAUAUUCCAAUUCUAUGGAUUAGUGGUAGAUUUGUUGAUCUUGGGCGAUAGAGCUCAAGAAUUAGCAGGCCCCGUCACCUCACCUAAUAAUUUCUUACAAUUUAAAGGUGACGAUGAAACUUCUAACCCUAUAAGAUUGUACUGUAGAUACCUUGAUAAGAUAUUUAUCUUCUUCAGAUUCGACAAUGAAGAAGCAGAAGAAUUAAUACAAGAAUACCUUGAAGAGAAUCCUGAUCCUAAUUUCGAGAAUGUGGUAGGUUAUAAUAACCAUAAAUGCUGGCCAAAGGAUUCUAGAAUGAGACUUAUGAGACAUGAUGUCAAUCUUGGUAGAGCUGUUCAUUGGGAAAUAGCCGGUAGAAUACCUCAUUCCAUAACUUCCAUUGAAUGGUCAGAUACUUAUUCAUCAGUAUAUUCUAAGGAUAACUCCAAUUUGUUGUUCUCAAUGUGUGGAUUUGAAGUCAGGAUCUUACCUAAAUGUAGAACAACCAACCCUAUAUCAUCCAGAGAAGGAGUUUGGGAUCUUGUGAAUCAUGAAACUAAAGAAAGAACCGCCAAAGCUUUCCUUCAAGUAAGUAGUCUUGAAAUCGAUAGAUUCCAAAGUAGAAUUCGUCAAAUCAUCAUGUCUUCAGGUUCUUCUACUUUCACCAAAGCUGCAGCUAAAUGGAAUACUGCAUUGAUUUCAUUGUUCACCUAUUUCAGAGAAGCUAUUAUUUCUACUGAAGCAUUAUUGGAUGUAUUAGUUAAAUGUGAAACCAAGAUUCAAAACAGGGUAAAAAUGGGAUUGAACUCUAAAAUGCCAUCACGUUUCCCACCUGCUGUCUUCUAUACCCCUAAAGAAUUAGGAGGAUUAGGAAUGAUUUCAGCAUCACAUAUUUUAAUUCCUGCUUCGGAUUUAAGAUGGUCAAAACAAACUGACACUGGAAUUACUCAUUUUAGAGCUGGUUUAUCUCAUGAAGAACAGAAAAUCAUCCCCACCAUCUUCAGAUAUAUCACAUCCUGGGAGAAUGAGUUUUUGGAUUCUCAAAGAGUAUGGGCUGAAUAUGCUAUCAAAAGACAAGAAGCCAUGGAACAAAAUAGAAGAUUGACUUUUGAAGAUAUGGAAAAUAAUUGGGAUAGAGGUAUCCCCAGAAUCAGUACGUUGUUCCAAAAAGACAGACACACUUUGGCUUAUGAUAAAGGACAUAGAGUGAGAAGAGAAUACAAACAAUACAGUUUACCAAGAUUCUCACCAUUCUGGUGGACUAGUUCUCAUCAUGAUGGGAAAUUAUGGAACUUGAAUGCUUACAGAACAGAUGUCAUUCAAGCUUUAGGAGGUAUUGAAACCAUUCUCGAACAUACUUUAUUCAGAGGGACGGGAUUCGAUUCUUGGGAAGGUUUAUUCUGGGAGAAGAGUUCAGGUUUUGAAGAUACUUUGAAAUUCAAGAAAUUGACCAAUGCUCAAAGAUCAGGUUUGAGUCAAAUUCCAAAUCGUAGAUUCACUUUAUGGUGGUCACCCACUAUAAACAGAGCUAAUGUUUAUGUUGGGUUCUUAGUUCAACUUGAUUUGACAGGGAUCUUCUUGCAUGGGAAAAUUCCAACAUUGAAAAUCUCAUUGAUUCAAAUCUUCAGAGCCCAUUUAUGGCAAAAGAUCCAUGAAAGUAUAGUGCAAGAUUUAUGUCAAAUCUUUGAUAAAGAGUUGGAGGUGUUACAAAUCGAUUCUGUUGAAAAACAAGCUAUUCAUCCUCGUAAAUCCUAUAGAAUGAAUGGGUCAGUUGCUGAUAUUGUGUUGCAAGGAACCUAUAAAUGGAAUGUAUCCAAACCUUCUUUGUUGUUUGAUAAGAAUGAUACUAUGGAUGCUACUACCACCAAUAAGUAUUGGGUAGAUGUUCAAUUAAGGUAUGGUGAUUAUGAUUCUCAUGAUAUUUCCAGAUAUACCAGAGCUAAGUUCUUGGAUUAUACUACCGAUAAUACCAGUAAGUAUCCUACAGCUACUGGAGCCAUGGUAGGUAUUGAUUUGGCUUAUAACAUGUAUGAUAUCUAUGGUAAUUGGUUCAAUGGAUUGAAACCUUUGAUGCAAUCAGCCAUGAAAGAAAUCAUGAAGGCCAAUCCUGCUUUAUAUGUUUUAAGAGAAAGAAUCCGUAAAGGUUUACAAUUGUACCAAAAUCAACAUCAAGAAGCAUUCUUGAAUUCCAAUAAUUAUGCUGAUUUGUUCAGUAACGAGAAUCAAUUGUUCAUUGAUGACACCAAUGUUUAUAGAGUUUCAGUCCAUAGAACCAUGGAAGGAAAUUUAGCUACUAAGCCAAUUAAUGGUGCUGUUUUCAUGUUGAACCCUAAAACAGGUCAAUUAUUCUUGAAAAUCAUUCACACGUCAGUUUGGGCAGGUCAAAAAAGAUUAUCCCAAUUGGCCAAAUGGAAAACAGCUGAAGAAGUCGCUGCUUUAGUAAGAUCUUUACCUAAAGAAGAACAACCUAAGAAUUUAAUUGUAACGAGAAAAGGUAUCACUGAUCCCUUGGAAGUUCAUAUGUUAGACUUCCCCAAUGUUUCUAUCAGACAAAGUGAAUUGAAGUUACCAUUCGGUAAUGCCUUGAAAAAUGAUAAGUUGGCUAACAUUGUGGUUAAGGCUAAUGAACCACAAAUGAUUUUGUUCAACUUUUAUGAUGAUUGGCUUGAAAAGAUUUCUUCUUUCACUGCUUUUUCAAGAAUCUUAUUGAUAUUAAGAGCAAUGGGAAUAAGUCAAGAUAAGACAAAUUUGAUUUUAAGACCAGAUGCUUCAAUUAUUACUCAAGAACAUCAUAUUUGGCCAUCUUUCACUGAUGAUCAAUGGAUAGACGUUGAAGCUCAAUUAAGAGAUUUGAUUUUGAAUGAUUAUGCUACCAAAUAUAACGUUUCUAUUCAAUCUUUAACUCAAUCAGAAAUCCGUGAUUUGGUGUUAGGUCAAGAUAUUGCUGCUCCUUCUGCUCAAAGACAACAAAUUGCUGAAAUGGAGGAGAACAAAGCUGAUGAGGAAUCCAAUGCUAAUAAACAAUUGACUGCUUUAAAGACUACAACCACCAAUGCUCAAGGAGAAGAAAUCACUACGGUUACUACUACCAACUAUGAACAACUGUCGUUUGUUUCUCGUAGUGAAUGGAGACAAAGGGCCAUCGAAUCUAAUAACUUACAUUUACGUAGUAAGAAUAUCUUUGUUUCUGACAAGGAAGAAGAAGAAGAAGGAGAAGAAAUUGCAUAUAUCUUUCCUAAGAACUUACUCAAGAAAUUUAUUCAAAUUUCUGAUUUAAGAAGUCAAAUUGGGGGUUUUAUUUUCGGGAAAUCUUCCAAGAACGAUGAUGAAAUCAAAGAAAUCGUCAAAAUUGUAAUGGUACCUCAAUUAGGUAACACUCAUUCCAUUCAAUUCCCUGAGAAGUAUCCUGAAAUUGAUGAUAAUUUGGAAUUGUUAGGUUGGAUCCAUACUCAAGCCAGUGAGUUUGAAUAUUUAAAUCCUAUUGAAAUCAAUACAUUAUGCAAAUUCAAACAAGAUUUUGGAGAUAAGUGGAAUGAAAAAUUCACUACUUUGACAGUGACUUUCACUCCAGGUUCAGUUACUUUGACUUCUUACAAGUUGAAGCCUGAAGGAUAUCAAUGGGGAAAUGAUAACAAGGAUUUGUUAUCAGUAUCACCUCCAGGUUUCCAUAAAGAAUUCAGUUGUAAGAACCAAUUAUUAUUAUCUGAUAGAAUUGCUGGAUCUUUCUUAGUUCCUGAUGAUAAUAUCUGGAAUUUUGCUUUCUUAGGACAACUUUGGACUACCAAGAUCGAUUAUGAAUUGAAGAGUGAUAUACCUUUGUUAUUCUACCAUGAAUUCCAUCGUCCAAUCCAUUUCAGUGGUUUCACAGAGAUGGAAUCCAAUUUACUUGAAGCCGAUCAAGAAGAUAAUUUCAAGUGA
Yamadazyma jaroonii is the source of this 7362-nucleotide messenger RNA. The record is from the annotation of a GenBank genome assembly. Lineage: Eukaryota; Fungi; Ascomycota; Pichiomycetes; Serinales; Debaryomycetaceae.